Messenger RNA from Tripterygium wilfordii, 1508 nucleotides. RefSeq names its product beta-glucuronosyltransferase GlcAT14C. Gene Ontology annotation, molecular function: glucuronosyltransferase activity. The transcript is spliced from 4 exons. The record is from RefSeq and is a predicted model, not a curated record. NCBI's taxonomy places the organism in Eukaryota, Viridiplantae, Streptophyta, Magnoliopsida, Celastrales, Celastraceae. Gene Ontology annotation, cellular component: membrane. Bases 114 to 1367 code for a protein of 417 amino acids.
AUGCUAAACCGGGGAAAAAAAAACGACGCUCUAAAUUUUAGCGGGACCGCCAACUGUUGUCAUAAACCCUCGAAAGCUUUCAUUUUUCAUCUCUGAGCUCAAAACGGACACCCAUGAAAAGAGUUCACAUAGAUCGAAUAUGGCUGACGCCGCUAAUCGUAGUUACUUCAUUCUCUAUAAUUUUGCUGAUCACCGUCACGAUAGGUCACGGCAAAUCUUCUUCUACUACAGACGCUGUCGGACUCGGUGACGGGCCGAAACUGAAAGAAUCGGUCUUGGAACGAAAUAUCGGGGGAGAAUUAGGGCUUCCGGAACUGCCGAGGUUAGCGUACCUGAUAUUCGGCACCAGAGGGGACGGUCCACGGAUCCGGCGAGUUCUUCAGGCUGUGUAUCACCCAAGGAAUUACUAUCUGCUGCAUCUCGAUCUGGAAGCGUCAGACGGGGAGAGACUUGAGCUGGCAAAGUACGUAAAAUCAGAGCCUGUGAUGAGGCAGUUUCGGAAUGUCAUGGUGGUUGGCAACGCCGAUCUGGUCACCUACAGGGGCCCAACCGUGAUUGCAUCCACGCUUCACUCAAUAGCGGUGUUACUGAAGCGAGCCAAGGAUUGGGACUGGUUUAUUAACUUAAGCGCAUCGGAUUAUCCACUUUUGCCACAAGACGAUAUAUUGCAUAUUUUCUCAUAUUUGCCUAGGGAGCUGAACUUUCUUGAGCACACAAGCAGUAUUGGUUGGAAGGAGUUCCAAAGAGCAAGGCCAAUUAUUAUAGAUCCGGGCUUGUAUCAUUCUAAGAAAUCUGGUGUUUUUUGGGCCAAAGAGAGGAGGGCUGUGCCUUUUUCUUUCAAGAUAUUUAUGGGGUCCGAAUGGGUGACACUAACAAGGUCGUUUCUUGAAUUUUGUUUGUGGGGAUGGGAUAAUCUUCCUCGAACUCUUCUUAUGUAUUAUACAAACUUCCUGUCAUCUUCUGAGGGCUAUUUCCACACCGUAGUCUGCAAUCACAAAGACUACCAAAACACGACAGUAAACCAUGACCUGCAUUAUGUAGCGUGGGAUAAACCACCGAAACAAAAUCCGGCAAACCUAACGUUGGAAAACUUUGAUGAUAUGGUUCAAAGUGGAGCGCCUUUUGCUCAUGAAUUUGCAAAGGAUGAUCCUGUUCUCAAUAAAAUUGAUAAAGACCUAUUGAAAAGAUCAGAUGGGCGAUUAACUCCUGGGGGCUGGUGCACAGGGAGCACGUCAGGUAAUAAUGAUCCAUGUGUAUUUUAUGGAAGUAAAGAUAUUGUUAAACCGACUUUGAAUUCAAAGAGGCUAGAGAAACUCAUGGUGAAACUUUUGGAUUCUGAGAAUUUCAGGUCUAAACAGUGUAAAUAGUUCUGGAAUGUGUCAUUUUUUUCUUCUACAAACUUUUUUUUUCCCGUCAUCAUCUCCUUUCUCCCAUGGUAGAUUAUUAUUUACAGUUAAACCAUCUGAAUUCUGAAUAUCUGAUAGUAGUAUAGUACACAUUUUUUAUGA